Symbiodinium pilosum is the source of this 776-nucleotide messenger RNA. The record is from the annotation of a GenBank genome assembly. Lineage: Eukaryota; Dinophyceae; Suessiales; Symbiodiniaceae.
GUACAAGCGCCUCGGAGUGUGCUGUGGAGCCACUCGCCGAGGAAUCUGGCUCCUCUCGCAUGCCCACGCCAAGCGGUGGGCCUGAUGCAGAGGUGGGAAAAGUCGUGGUUCGAGGUACGUUUCUUCAUGUGGAGGAUGAGGGGAGCCUUCGAGGGCGCUUCCGCGCGCUGCGUAGGCUGAAGACGGAUUCCGCCGUGGCAGGAGUCUUCGAUGAGCUUGAUCCCUAUGAACCUGGUAAGAUCAGCUCCAACACCGCUCGGGAAGAUCUCCCUCAGGCAACUGAGGCAGCUGCAAGUCCUGUGGCUUCCCCUCCGCGCCUGGCGCGGCAGCCGGCAGCCUCUGCGGGGAAGACCACUGUAAUGCUUCGCAACAUCCCAAACAACUACACGCGAGACAUGGUACUGGAACUGCUGGAUGAACACGGCUUCGCAGGAGCUUACAACUUUGUGUACCUUCCGUUCGAUUUCACGCGCGACGCGAACUUGGGCUAUGCCUUUGUCAACCUAGAAAGUUGUGAAGUUGUGGAUGCCUUGUGGAACACCUUCGACGGAUUCUCCAACUGGUCACUGCCGACGGUGAAAGUUUGUCAAGUCUGUUGGAGUGGCCCUCAUCAAGGAUUCCAAGCUCAUGUGGAGCGCUAUAGGAAUAGCCCGGUGAUGCACAAAUUCGUCCCGGAUCAGUACAAGCCAGUCAUCUUCAAGCACGGCGUCCGCAAACCCUUCCCCCGACCCACGAAGAAGAUUCGCGCCCCCCACAUGGCCAUGGGCUACUACUAG